CGUUCCCUCCUCCCUUCGCUCCGCCUGGGAAAGUGGGUUAAGGGAGAGAGCCGAGCGCAGAGACUGCUGCGCCGCACGCUCUAGCAAAAGCAUCCACAAGCUGGAGGAGCAGGAGGAGGGGGGAGGCAGGCAGGCGAAGUCGCAGCUUCUCGCCUUAGGGGGCUCGCUUGCCCUUUUGGAGCUCUUUUGGACGCCUUGAUUUGUUUGCUUUCAUCUCUCCCCCCCCCCCGCCUCGCUUCCCUCCCGUCGGGGUCCCUACUCUUUUUUUUUCUUUUUUUAAAAUGUGUGUGUGUGUGUAAAACCGCCUCCUCGGCUCUUUUCUUCGCCUCCAUCCCUGUCCGGCUUUCCUGUGAGGGACUUAAACAAGCAAAAAGAGCGCGCGAGAGAGAAACAACAGGACAUUAUCUCUUUCCAGCCCCAAGGCAUCGAAAGGAGGGAGAGGGUUGGGGGAGGAGAAGCGUCAAAAGAAGCCAAGGACCAGGUCGGGAAGAAGACAUCCCCCCCUCCCCCAAGAAGCCGAGAGAACUGAUCAUCUGGACAGGCAGAGUUGUGCGUUUUUCGAUCGCUGGCCGGAUAUUACUGUACCUCUCUCGCCUGCUUGCCCUCUCCCUGUUCUCUUUUCUGGGUUUUAAGUCCACCAUCCUCCAAGCACCGAGAGAGAUUGACAGAGAGAAAGAGAGAGAGGGGGGAAAAAAAGUCCAUCCUUUGCAACUCCAGCCAUGGUGGGAAGGGCUCAGCCCGAUCGGAGACAAUUCCCGUUGGUCCUACUGAGACUGCUUUGCCUUCUCCCUACAGGGCUGCCGGUCCGCAGCGUGGAUUAUAACCGAGGCACUGACAACAUCACGGUGAGGCAGGGAGACACAGCUAUCCUCAGGUGUUUUAUAGAAGACAAAAGCUCCAAGGUGGCCUGGUUAAAUCGUUCUGGUAUCAUUUUUGCUGGUCAGGACAAGUGGUCUCUGGACCCUCGAGUAGAGCUCCAGCAGCUUUCUCUUCUGGAAUACAGCCUUCGGAUCCAGAAAGUGGAUAUCUAUGAUGAAGGGUCAUAUACAUGCUCAGUCCAAACGCUGCACCAUCCCAAGACUUCUCAAGUUUAUUUGAUCGUUCAAGUUCCACCAAAGAUCUCCAACAUAUCUUCAGAUGUCACUGUGAAUGAAGGAAGUAAUGUGACCUUAGUGUGUAUGGCAAAUGGACGUCCUGAACCUGUCAUCACCUGGAGACACCUCACCCCAACAGGCAGAGAAUUUGAAGGUGAAGAAGAGUUCCUGGAGAUCCUGGGAAUAACACGAGAGCAGUCAGGCAAAUAUGAGUGCAAAGCUGCAAAUGAGGUUUCCACAGCAGAUGUGAAGCAAGUCCGAGUCACUGUGAAUUACCCGCCAACUAUCACGGAAUCCAAGAGCAAUGUAUCUGCUACAGGGCGGCCAGUUUCACUUAAGUGUGCAGCCUCUGCUGUGCCUACGCCUGAUUUUGAAUGGUACAGAGAUGACACUAGGAUAAAUAGUGCCAAUGGUCUGGAGAUCAGGAGCAUAGGGAGCCAGUCCUUCCUGACAGUGACCAAUGUCACUGAAGAACAUUAUGGCAACUAUACCUGUGUCGCUACCAACAAACUGGGAAUCACAAAUGCUAGCCUAUUUCUUUACAGUAAGUAUGGAAAGAACAGAAAAUAUCUGAGUGAAUUUCACUGUUGUGGUGAAAAGGAUGCUCUGUAG
This is a messenger RNA of Ahaetulla prasina, 1706 nucleotides long. RefSeq names its product limbic system associated membrane protein (gene LSAMP). The coding region runs from base 720 to 1706 and encodes 328 amino acids. Lineage: Eukaryota; Metazoa; Chordata; Lepidosauria; Squamata; Colubridae. Gene Ontology annotation, cellular component: neuron projection. The transcript has 6 exons. The record is from RefSeq and is a predicted model, not a curated record.